Molecule: messenger RNA, 4440 nt
Organism: Osmia bicornis bicornis
Lineage: Eukaryota; Metazoa; Arthropoda; Insecta; Hymenoptera; Megachilidae
Exons: 2
Coding region: 1-4440 (1479 amino acids)
Biological process (GO): DNA integration
Molecular function (GO): nucleic acid binding
Source: RefSeq, a predicted model, not a curated record
AUGGAUAGAAUUAAAGUGAUUAACCAAAGGCGAACAACGCUCAAGAUUCAGGUUACGCAGCUUGUCAACUGCGUCGCGUCGAAUGAAUACGAUUUAUUGACUCUUAAAAGGCGACUGAAUCGGGUGACCCAAAUAUUAACCGAAUACGAGGAGUUGCAUGACGAACUCACGAUUCUCGAUCCCGAUAACGACCGGCUAGAUGAACUCUUAGAAAUUCAAAACCGAUAUUACGUGUGCGCGGGGAAAAUUGAAGGAUUGGAAGUCGCCAGUACGUCGGCAGCGCGAGCUAACGAUACGACCGGUAAUGUCACGGGAUUAAACACGACUCAAAUAGAAGGGCGGCGUGUAAUGAAAUUGCCGGUAGCAGAAUUGCCGAAAUUUCACGGAGAUACCGACAACUGGCUUUCUUAUAAGAACACGUUUAUGACCAUGAUCGACGCGCGGACGGAUCUUGCCGAUUUAGAAAAAUUUUUAUAUUUAAAGUCGUCUCUCAAAGGCGAAGCGUUAACUAAAAUUUCACUCUUUAGCACGAGCGAUGAAAACUAUAAAAACGCGUGGAAGAUGUUAGUUGAUACAUACGAAAAGCGACGUACACUGGUCACAAAACACAUGUAUGCGAUUCUGGAUACGAAGGUUUUGACCAAGGCUACACCGAACGGGCUCUCGAAAUUAAUUGACGACGUUCGUCAACAUUUGCUUAUGUUAAAAUUACUAGACGUGACUCCCGAUAAUACGGUAAUCAUCAGUAUAUUAGAAAGAGCGUUGCCCCACGACGUCCGGGAAAAAUGGGAAGAAUCGCUGAAUUUAGAUGUUCUUCCCACUGUAGACCAAUUCUAUAAAUUCAUCGACGAAACCGUGUCGCGUAUGCGUACGCUUGAAAAGGCCGGCUGUCGCGAAAAAGCCGAGACGCAGACCGGAAGUAAACGACGGUCCGAUCGAGAUUCGCGCGCCACGAAAACUCAUCCUGAGUUUCACGUACCGCGACCCGUCGAUCUUUUAAUCGGUUCCGGUGCCACUCUAUCGUUGAUUUCAAUCGGUCAAAUUAAAUUGUCUCGUGACGACAACGAUCUAUUUUUACAGAAAACCCAACUCGGAUGGGUAGUAGUUGGCGGGGCGAUAGAUAACGCGGAUAAACGAGUCGUUGCUUGUACGUUAUCCGAAUUGAAAACGCAGAUCGCGAAAGUCUGGCUUAUUGAAGACAUUGACCGGGAAACCUCGAUAUUAUCGGAAGAGACACUGUGCGAAACACAUUACCGCGAAAACACGACACGCGAAGCGUCCGGACGAUAUGUCGUACGAUUACCUUUUCGCGCCGGCGAUAAAAACUUUGGCGAUUCACGACGAAACGCGUUGCGUCGAUUUAACGCGCUUCAAAGAAAAUUAAAAUCAAAUGUCGCGCUCAAAACGGAAUACGAAAAGGUGAUGCAAGAGUAUAUCACUCUUGGCCACAUGUCUUUGGCCGACGACGAAAUAAUGACCGGUUAUUAUAUGCCUCACCACGCCGUAAUAAAGACAACGAGCGCAACCACGAAGGUUCGCGUUGUUUUCGAUGCGUCAGCCAAGACUGAUAAGAAUUUAUCAUUAAACGAUAGGCUCAUGAUCGGUCCUACGAUACAGGACAAGCUAUUCGAACACUUGCUGAGAUUUCGCACCCACACGUACGUGCUCACUGCCGACAUCGAAAAGAUGUACCGGCAAAUCUUAAUUCACCCUCAAGACCGGAAGUACCAGCGCAUAUUCUGGUAUCACGAUAAUCGCGUUAGAACAUUCGAGAUGAAUACGGUAACCUUCGGGGUUUCUUCAGCUCCGUAUCUCGCGAUUCGUACAAUACAACAGCUCGCGGAUGACGAACGCGCAAACUUUCCAUACGCGUCCAGAAUUCUAAAACGCGAUUUAUAUGUCGAUGACCUCCUAACAGGCGCGAAUUCAUUGGAGGAAAUUCUAACGAUACGCGACGAAAUAAUCGAGCUUUUGAAGCGAGGCGGAUUCAACAUACGUCAAUGGGCCUCGAACCACAAUCACGCACUUGAUAAUAUUACCGAAAAGAUCCUCGGAACGGACUGCGUGAUCGAUAAUAAUACCGUGGUAAAAACUUUAGGUCUCGGAUGGAACGCGCAAGAAGAUAAACUCGUGUAUUCGGUAAAAUCACCCGAAGCUCCUGUUAAAUUAACAAAACGGAACAUUUUAUCAGAAAUCGCGAAAAUUUUCGACCCUCUCGGGCUUUUAGGACCGGUGAUUUUGGCCGCGAAGGUCUUCAUGCAAGAAUGCUGGAAGACAAAGCUGAAUUGGGACGAAUCGGUUCCCCAAGCUCUGCAUUCUAAUUGGACGUCCUUUUCGAGUCAACUUCAUCUUAUAAACAAUUUAUCGGUAGAACGAAAACUUAUCCUCGAAAACGCCGACAACAUACAAAUUCACGGGUUUUGCGACGCUAGCAAGGCCGGGUACGGUGCAUGCGUCUACGUACGUUCUUGUAAUCGGAAGAAUCAUACUCUCGUUCGUCUGGCCUGUGCGAAGUCGCGAGUCGCGCCGCUGAAGGAAAUGACCAUGCCGCGUCUUGAGCUGUGCGGUGCGUUGACGCUUGCCCGACUGUACCGAGAAAUGCGUUCUACUAUAGAGUUUCCGAUUAAUCGCGUUGUUUUUUGGACCGACUCCACAAUAGUCUUACAAUGGCUUAAAAAGUCCCCGGCGGUUUUACGGCUUUUUGAGUCAAAUCGCGUCGCGGAAAUACAAAUAAUCAAGGAAGCUGAAUGGCGACACGUUAGAACAAGGGAUAACCCGGCAGACGCACUGUCACGCGGUCAAUAUCCCGCGAUAUUUUGUCGAAACGCGUCGUGGUUCGAGGGACCCCAUUGGCUACGCGACAACGAGAGCACCUGGCCGGCAGAUUCGGAAAUCACCGUAAACGAUCUUCCCGGGUUGAAGAAAACUACGUGUUUGGCCCUUAAAAUCAGUAAAUGCGAAUUUUUCGUUAAGUUUUCGUCGUACACGAAACUUAUCCGCGUAGUAGCUUACUGUCUUCGCAUGCUUCGGUCCAACAUUUGCAAGGGAGAAUUAUGUGCGCAGGAAAUAAUCAAUGCGGAGCGCACGGUCGUACGGUUGAUUCAACAAGAACAAUUUUUUGACGAGAUUCAGCGUAUUUCGUCAUCGGGGGGAGCCAAGGGCAGUCGACUUGCGUCCUUGAGUCCUUUCGUUGAUGAACAUGGAUUACUCCGCGUCGGCGGGCGAUUACAAAAUGCUGAAAUCUCGUACGCGCAAAAACAUCCGAUUCUUUUGCCGUCUUGUCAUCAUGUUACCGAUUUAAUUAUUCGCGAGAUGCAUGAACGUACGUAUCACGCGGGUAUUCAGAGUACUUUGUACACUAUUCGUCAUCGGUUUUGGUUACUGGACGGCAAAAAUCAGGUUCGAAAAAUCGUGCGGCGCUACGUUCGCUGCAUUCGUUUUAGGCCGUCUCCCAUGCAGAGAAAAAUGGGCAAUUUACCGAAACCACGCGUCGAAGAAGCAGCGGCUUUCACGCACACGGGCGUAGAUUUUUUCGGUCCAUUGUUCAUUAAAGAGAAAAAACACAGAAAUAUAAAUCGUGUAAAGGCUUACGGUUGUGUCUUCGUGUGCAUGACAGUAAAAGCGGUACACAUCGAAAUAGUGAGCGAUCUGACGACGGAGGGUUUCCUCGGUGCCUUCAGACGUUUCAUUGGGCGCCGGGCCAUACCUACUCACGUCUAUUCAGAUAACGGGACGAACUUUGUGGGUGCGAAUAACCAGCUCCGUGAAUUAUACGUCUUGUUCGAUUCCGAUCAAUUUAAAGAAAACGUAAACGAAUUCGCGGUACAUAAAAAUAUAACGUGGCAUUUUAAUCCGCCAUUAUCACCGCAUUUCGGGGGCAUAUGGGAGGCAGCGGUCAAAUCAUUUAAACAUCAUUUUAAGCGUGUUGUAGGCGAACGCCUCUUUACAUUUGAGGAAGUAAAUACCCUCGCGAUAGAAAUUGAGGCAAUUUUAAAUUCGAGACCGCUGUGCCCUAUCUCGUCGGAUCCAAACGAUCCUAUUGCGUUAACUCCUGCUCACAUACUGGUUGGUCGACCUCUCACGAUGCUACCAGAAGAUAAUUAUCUUUCAGUUCCAGAAAAUCGAUUGUCAUCAUGGCGCCUCAUUGCAAAGGCACGCCAAGAUUUCUGGAAACGUUGGUAUACGGAGUACCUUAAUGAGCUCCAAAAGCGCCAGAAGUGGCUCGAAGCCCGUGGCGAACUCAAGGUGGACUCAAUCGUCAUCCUAAUGGACAAAAAUCAGCCAUGCAUGCAGUGGCGGUUGGGCAGAGUAAUGGAAAUUCAUCCCGGUGGUGAUGGCGAAGUUCGAGUUGCAACAAUAAAGAGCGCAAAUGGCAUUUUUAAGAGGAACAUAACCUCAUUAUGUCCGUUACUUGAAGACGUUCAAGAACACGCGAAUUAA